This is a messenger RNA of Aspergillus homomorphus CBS 101889, 2151 nucleotides long. It is a transcript of the gene ptpA, whose product is annotated as putative protein tyrosine phosphatase (Pyp1). The transcript has 2 exons. The record is from RefSeq and is a predicted model, not a curated record. NCBI's taxonomy places the organism in Eukaryota, Fungi, Ascomycota, Eurotiomycetes, Eurotiales, Aspergillaceae. Gene Ontology annotation, molecular function: protein tyrosine phosphatase activity. Bases 1 to 2151 code for a protein of 716 amino acids. Gene Ontology annotation, biological process: protein dephosphorylation.
AUGUCGGCUAUGACAGGUUCAAGAUCACCUACAUCCCCUUGGCCGUCAGAGUGCCAGAACCUGCAGCUUGAUCAAACUUCGAACUCGACGCCUUUCUUUACCUUUUGUGAUGCUCACCCUGGUUCCCAUGGACCUGCGGGACUUGGUUCAUCGAAUACAGUCUUAGAACGUCCAAGUCCUAAUCAUUUCUCGAUCAGUGUGGAUAGUCCGGGUAGCUUUGCAAACAAUCGGGAACCGGUACCACAUGCUCAACCUGCAAUAUCAUAUCCAAAAGUACAACCAUCAAACAAUAGAACGCUCGAUAACAACCCGACUACUUCGAAAAGCGGAAUUGCAUUCAACAACCAUUUGAAGACAUCCGCCGGCCUUGGAUUUCCACGGAACCGAGACCUAGUGUUCCCCGGUGUUGGCGCACCUUCGGGACAGCUGACUUUCAUGGAUGGGUGUCCCAUCUCUAUAGACGAUUGUGCAGGGCUUCUCGAGUCCUCCGAUCGGGAUGUCAUGCUUCUGGAUGUGCGACCCUACGCGCAUUUCGCGAGGGGAACUAUUGAUGGAUCUCUUAACCUAUGUAUACCGACAACCCUGCUAAAGCGCCCCUCAUUCGAUACGCAGAAACUAGCGAAUACUUUCACGGCCGAUUCUGAUAAGAUGAAAUUCGCGCGAUGGCGGCAGUUCCACUACAUCGUCGUCUUCGAUGCCGCUACUUCUGAUAUGAAAGAUGCAGGUCCACUCGCUAAUGUGCUCAAGAAGUUCACAAGUGAAGGCUGGGAUGGGGAGGCUCGAAUCCUACUCGGGGGCUUUAAAACAUUCGCAUCUCGCUUUCCUCACCUUGUGAGGCAGCAGCAGCUUCCAGCUUCGGGGGCGCCGACGAAGAAAACUCCCAGGAUGCAUAUUGAUCUCCCUUCAGCCGCUCCAGUCGCAGGCGGGUGUGCUCUUCCCGAAUCAUCUCAUGCUGCGAUACCCUUUUUUGCAAACAUCAGGCAACAUACGGACUUGGUAGAUGGUGUCGGGCAGAUUCCUUUACAGCUCCCCUCAACCCUCACGGAACCCAAAAGACAACGACUUCCUUCGUGGCUACGUGAUGUGUCAGAGACCUCGGACAGGGGUCGCAAAGUAUCCGAGAGAUUUUUGGCGCUGGAGAAAAGGGAGUUCGAACGCAUGAAGCGGGCGCUUUCUUACGACAAAUCUGCCAACUCUGCAGCGAUCGAUACCUCAUCAGAGAAGUAUCGUGUCGCAGGAAUUGAGAAAGGAACUAAAAAUAGGUACAACGACAUAUAUCCGUUUGAGCAUUCUCGAGUCAGAUUGCAGAAUGUUUCUCCCGGUGGCUGCGACUAUGUGAAUGGGAAUCAUUUAAAAGCAGAAAAGGGCGGUAAAUGUUAUAUUGCUACACAGGCCCCAGUUCCUGAUACCUUUGAUGAUUUUUGGCGAGUAAUAUGGGAACAGGACGUUCGUCUUGUGGUCUCAUUGACUGCCGAGGUCGAAAGGGGCCAGGUUAAGUGUCACCCAUACUGGAAGUCGGGAGAAUAUGGACAAUGCCAGGUCAACAAUUUUUCUCAGAAGUUGAUCUACCUGAAUUCUCGAGAUUCGCCCCAGGUUGACCUUGAAGGCAAUCAACUACCUCCCGACGUGAAAGACGAUCCAGGCAACCCAUACAUCGUCGUCAGGCAUUUUGGUUUGUCACACUCAGCCUUUCCAUUUCAGCCAUUACGAGAAGUCACCCAAUUGCAAUACCCUCAUUGGCCUGACUUUGGGACAACCUCACAGCCUACACACCUCCUCAGACUUAUCGAGUAUUGUGAUCGGGUUCUCAAUGCAACGAAUAGUCCUAUUCCGGGCUCGUCCCAGAGACAAGCUGCGGAUCAGCGACCGGUCUUGGUGCACUGCAGUGCUGGCUGUGGACGCACCGGCGCCUUUUGUACAGUCGAUACUGUGCUAGAUAUAAUGAAGCGGCAAAGGGGUCAAGGCGCCGUCGACGACAUGAGUUCAAGACCCACUGAGGGUCAAUGGGAAUUUGAUGAGGGUCUGGACCUCAUUGAGAAGACCGUGGAUGACUUUCGCAGACAGAGACCUAGCAUGGUUCAAAACCUUUCGCAGUUCGUUCUGUGUUACGAAAGUGUGCUGGAAUGGGUUGUUUCGCACAUGGGUGAGUAG